This is a messenger RNA of Paecilomyces variotii, 2365 nucleotides long. RefSeq names its product Pescadillo. NCBI's taxonomy places the organism in Eukaryota, Fungi, Ascomycota, Eurotiomycetes, Eurotiales, Thermoascaceae. Gene Ontology annotation, cellular component: PeBoW complex; nucleolus. The record is from RefSeq and is a predicted model, not a curated record. Gene Ontology annotation, molecular function: RNA binding. The coding region runs from base 103 to 2160 and encodes 685 amino acids. Gene Ontology annotation, biological process: ribosome biogenesis; maturation of LSU-rRNA from tricistronic rRNA transcript (SSU-rRNA, 5.8S rRNA, LSU-rRNA). The transcript has 3 exons.
GCCAGCUUUUCUCCGGCUCCCGCACCAGAAAAGUCUCAGAUAACUUUUUUUCGUUAUCGGUCGCCGCAACCAUCGACUCCUGGUAACCACAACUACGAAAAGAUGGCGAAGAUCAAGAAGAAGGGCACGUCUGGUCAGGCGAAAAACUACAUCACCAGAACGCAGGCAGUGCGCAAGCUUCAGAUUUCCCUGCCUGAUUUCCGAAGGCUAUGCAUCUUCAAGGGUAUCUAUCCCCGUGAGCCUCGUAACAAGAAGAAGGCGUCCAAGACCGCGACUCCGAAUACUACUUUCUACUACACGAAAGAUAUCCAGUAUCUUCUUCAUGAGCCACUGCUCAGAAAGUUUCGCGAUCAGAAGGCGCUCUCCAAGAAGAUCGCACGGUCCCUGGGUCGAGGAGAAGUUGGCGAUGCCGCUCGUUUGGAAAAGAACAACGCCCCCAAGCUCACUCUCGACCACAUCAUCAAGGAGCGAUACCCGACCUUCAUCGAUGCGCUAAGAGAUCUCGAUGAUGCUCUUUCGCUUCUGUUCCUUUUCGCGAACCUUCCGUCUGACGCCAAUGUGCCCCCAAAGACGAUCGCACUGUGUCAGCGCUUGUGCCAUGAGUUCCAGCACUACCUUAUCACCACCAAUUCGCUUCGAAAGUCGUUCCUGUCCAUCAAGGGUAUCUACUACCAAGCGACUAUCCAGGGCCAGGAUAUCAUGUGGCUUGUCCCCUACCGCUUUGUCCAGAAAGUCAGCGGAGAUGUCGACUACCGGAUAAUGGCCACCUUCGUUCAGUUCUACACCACUCUACUCGGCUUUGUCAACUUCAGACUCUACUCAUCAAUUGGUCUUGUGUAUCCGCCGAAGUUCGACACUCGCAGUGAUGAAAAUGGUGCAGAGCUGGCGGCAUUCUCCCUGGAGGGCAAGCAGGUCAGUGCUCUCAAGGCGAUUGAAGCCAAAGGCUCCCAGGCCAAUGGCCAUGCAGACAAGGAAGUCUCGCGUGAGAUCCAGGAGAAGGUGGACAGUAUGAUCAAGACUGCUGCGCUGGACGAGGAACCCGAGGAGCAGGUGGUCGAGGCGGAGGAAGCGAACGAAGACGCGAUCGAUAAGUUCGAGCCCGCAGCACCGGAAGCCGACACGCUUCCUCAACCAGGGCUAAGUGGCAACGAAGCUGGUUCCCUUUUCGCGCCUUUCACUUUUUUCAUCUCUAGAGAGGCUCCUCGAGGCCCACUUGAGUUCAUCCUGCGUGCGUUCGGCUGCAAGCGUAUCGGAUGGGAUCCAGUCCUAGGUGACGGUGCCUUCACGACGGACGAGUCCGACCCGAGGAUCACUCACCAGAUCGUCGACCGGCCGCCUCUUCCUGAGUCAUCUCUCCCUUCUAUCCCUGACGAUAAGAAGGAUGGAGCUGUUCAGAAGAUCAGACCUGGAAUGCGUGUCCCAGGAAGGACGUACAUCCAGCCCCAGUGGGUUUGGGACUGUAUCAACGAAGAAAAACUGCUUCGUCCUGAUCUCUACGCACCUGGUGCUACUCUUCCACCCCACCUAAGCCCCUGGGUGAAGCCGAGCAAGGGUGCCUACGAUCCUCGUGCCAGCCUUGCUGAGCAGGAGGAAGAAGACGAAGCCGAGAUGUCUGCCGAGGAAGAGGAUGAGGAGGAAGACAAGAGCGACGAGGAAAUGGAGGAUGCCCCCAAGGAGAAGAAGAAACAAUCUUCCAAAGCCGUGGAGGAGUCUGAAGAAGAUGACGAGGACGAUGAGUCCGUCGAUGGCGGCAUGGAUAUCGAACUCGCAAAUUCGGACGAAGAUGAGAGUGACAGUGAGAGUGAUGAGGAAGAUGAAGAAUUCGACGGAUUCGAGGAGGAGGCCGCGUCUGAGUCGGAAGAUGAGGAAGAGGCCGCUCGUACCCAGCACCAGAAGGAACUUGAGGCCGAGGCUGCUGGUCUUCCUUACACCGCAGGCAGCGGUGCGGAUAAGGGCAAGAAGCAAUCUGCCCAGUCAAAGAAGCAUGCAGCCAAGAAGCGCAAGGAAGAGGAGGAGCUGGAGAGACAGAAGAUGAUGAUGAGCCGGAAGAAGCGCAAGCUUCUGGAUAAGAUGCUCUACUCCAACAAGAAGAAGGACGCGGAGGCUCAGAAGCUGCGUAGCAAGAGAAGGAAGAUCGAGAAGGCCGCGGCAAAGGCGUAGGAAGGCAACCAAAAGUUACUCUUGUAAAGGAAAAAUGAUAUCCUUGGUGUUUCUGGAGGCUUCUUUAUGUGGAUAUAGAAUUGGUUCAUGCUGUGUUUAUGAAAUAUUACCAUCGUUCGUCGCAUAAUGCAUUAAGUAGUCAAAAGGUAUCGACAUCUUGCACUCCAUAUCGACCGUGAGCCCUCUCCAGCUACAUGGCUAGUUC